Fusarium keratoplasticum is the source of this 1767-nucleotide messenger RNA. Its product is annotated as Nuclear distribution protein nudE 1. The coding region runs from base 1 to 1767 and encodes 588 amino acids. The transcript is spliced from 2 exons. Gene Ontology annotation, molecular function: microtubule binding. Gene Ontology annotation, biological process: cell migration; mitotic centrosome separation; vesicle transport along microtubule. NCBI's taxonomy places the organism in Eukaryota, Fungi, Ascomycota, Sordariomycetes, Hypocreales, Nectriaceae. Gene Ontology annotation, cellular component: centrosome; kinesin complex; kinetochore. The record is from RefSeq and is a predicted model, not a curated record.
AUGGCUUCAGAACCCCCUUCAUCCCCGCCCGGCGCGGAAGCAACCGCCGAGGACACCCUCAACUGGUACAAGGCGCAGUAUGAGCAGCUUGAGUCAGAACUCGCCGAGUUCAGAGAGUCGAGCAAGGAGCUGGAGCAGGAGUUGGAGAAGGAUAUUGAGAGGGCGGAGAAGCAGGAGCGCAUUUUGCAAGAAAAGGCCGAAACUCUGGGCUUCGAGGUGGAGGAGUGGAAGAGGAAAUACAGAGAGUCCAAGACGGAGGCUAGCGCAUCCCAGAAUGCGCUCGAGAAGGAGAUCACGACACUGCGAGACUCGAACCGGACUCUGCAACUGAAACUGAGGGAUAUUGAGGUGGCCAACGACGACUUUGAGCGACAGGCGCGCAACACCACGUCAUCGCUGGAGGACAUGGAAUCCAAGUACAACCAGGCUAUUGAGAGGGCGGUCAUGAUGGAGGAGGAGAUCAAGAUGGGCGAGCAGGAGCGUGAGCAACUUCGCAUCGAAUCUCAGCGCUUGCGCGAGGAGCUGGGCGACCUCAAGAUCGAGGCCGAGCUUCUUCAGGACAAGAUCAAGAAGCAGGAGUCCCGUCAUCUUUCCACCAUCUCGACCGACCUCUCCGUUCUCGAGUCGCCAACCUUUGACCACACCGGAUCCCCAGGGUCGACGGCCAGCUCGCCUCUUAUCACAACACCUCCCGAAUCCAAGUCGCCUAUUCCCGAUGGCGACACGCUGUCCGAACUCCCCGAUCCUCCUUCGCCGCCCAUGUCGGAUGUCUCGGCGCCUUUGCCCAAGGUCGCAUCUACAAGAACUCCGGCUGUGUCUCGAAAUGGCCGCUCUCGUCUUCCUUCGUCGUCUGACAACAGCAUUACCCCCAAGCCCCGGGCUAAGCCUCCCACCAAGACGACGAGAGCACCUGGCAGCCGAAUCUCGACUGGCGGCACUACGACUAUGCGCACACCUGCGAACCGCGCCGUUGGACCUCGCUCGGCUUCGCACAAGCUCCCCGCUUCCAACUCGCUUACGCACAUCCGAACCCUUACUGCGCAGAUGCAACGCCUCGAGGCUCGCGUGCACUCUGCACGAUCUAAGCUUCCCGGGCCGACGCGCACGCCAACACGAGCUUCGCCGCGCUCCUCCGUCUACGGAGUCAGCAACGUGCCUUCAACGGUUACGAUCCGUUCUCGCAAGCGCACUGUGGGCUCUACGACGUCUUCUGUAGCCGGUGACGACACCACCCCAACCAACAGUCAGAACUCUGGGACAUCCAAGGGUAGCCACAUGCCCCGACUUAGCACGUCUGGGGUCAGCCGGCUGUCGUUUGGACCACUGCCGAACCGUGGGGGCCCCGAGUCAGAAAUCAGCAGGCCCAGCUCACGUGCUAGCGUCUCGUCGUAUGCUCGGCCACCUUCACGAACCGCUGGAGACAUGAUCCCGCGACCUGUCUCUCGAACAUCUCUCACAGGAACGCGAACUCCUAUGGGCCGGCCCCGUUCAUCGCUUGGAGGCUCGAUUCACGGUCACUCUGCCAGCAUCAGCCAUCUCGAUCUGGAGGAGGAAGACGAGACCGAGUUCCGGACUCCAAGCCGUAGAGGUACAUACUCCAAGCUGGACCCUGACGGAGGUAUGACCGGCAUCCCCGCCCCUGGCAGCGGUAUCCCUAUGCCAUCAAGUCGGCGCCAGAGCGGUGGCCGACGGACUAGCAACGGGCCAAUGAGAUCCAGCAUCUCUGCUGGGCACAGGAAACUGAGCGACCUGGGAGAGACCUACUAA